GUCCUAGUAUCACCUUCUUUCAAAUUUGUACACAAUUAUUUUUACUCACACUUUUAUAACAUUUAAAGAAAGUGAAUAGAUUAAAUUAAUUAAGAAUAAAGCUAGACAUUACUAAUGAAAUUUACUAGGUACAGUAAUUUUAAAGAGUUGUCCCAUUGACAAAGUAUAGUAAUUGUGAAGCAUGACUUGUAAAUAUUUUUUUUGUUGCUCUCACAUAGUUAUUCGGGGUGUAUGGAAAGUGGUUCUGAAAAUUUGUAACUCAUAAUAUUACAGUUCAUUGUACCAUAGCUGAAAUUUCUUAUCUUAUGAUAUUACUAACCUUCUUAAGGAAUUAGAGAUCUAUUCCUUGUCCUACCCUGCCCUAAACCCAUUAAAAAUUUUCAAAAUUAUGUUUUGCCUCACCCUUGCCCAUUUAAAACUUCUGCUGCCCCGCCCCUUACGAGUUUUCCAUGACCUGCCCCAGUUGACGUCCCUACUUGUGAGACGACACUGAGUAUGUUGUUGACUUUACUUUAUAUGACAUAAUAAAAUAAGUCUUCUUAAAUCAUUUUUGAUAAAGUUUCUCAUGAGACAAUUUGGCUUACAUAUCAGCCAAUGUUUAGAUAAACUGAAUUAGACGAGUCAUAAUGGACUAAGUUAAUAAAUAGGCAGGUUAUACAUGUCCGAAGCUUAGAAGGGUUGCGCGAGUCAUGUUUUCAUGGGCUAAUUGUGCCACCCCUAGUAAUCUGUUUGCCUAACUAAAUGUUACUACAGAAUUACAGAUAAAUGAAUGUUUCCUGGUUUGUUAGUUCAUUAGCUGGAGCAGUGUUUAUCGUUUGUUUCUAUAUAAUAAAUGAAUCUACUGUCUUUGAGUUACUGAAUCCCUUUCAUUGGAUGGAAUCAAGAAUGGCUCUCUCAUUAGAGGACUUCCUUGUUCGUGCCGGAGUACUAAAGCUGUACCGACAUGCUCUGAGAAUCUCAAGGAGAGCACCUUCUCAUGCUAGAGCUGAUUUGAGGCAGAUUAUAAGACAAGAGAUGGAGAAUAAUAGGAAUUGCAACGAUAAGCAGAGAAUUCGGUUCUUGAUUAGUGAUGGAUUGGAAAGAGUGAAACGUUUGAAUGAGACGCUUGAUAUGCAAGGCCAUUGAUUUAACUGUAAUGUGUAUAUGGUAUAGCUUACAUCUUGCAACACUAAUACUGUUUUCACCUCUCAGAUUAAUCAGAGACGUGCUGCAAACGUAGGUGGUUCAUGCGCUUUAGCCAUCUCUGCUGGGUUUAUGCCCGUUGUCGCCUGUCAGACCUUAUUGUUUUCCAACUUACCUUAUGCAAGGGUCUUCACUGAUCCUCUAGUAAACAUAUGAUUUUGAAGAUCUUUUCUGAUCCUCUUGUAAACAUACUGAGAGUGUACUGCUCCAAGUCUCCAACAGCUAGAACUAGAAAAGAAUUCUAUAAUAUGUAACUCUCAAGGUUCAGAGCUGCUUAAAUUUCUUGUGUCCAUAUUGUUUGUGGAGGAAUGUGGUUAUUCUCAAUAUUCAAGCUUAUAAUGUUUCAA
Messenger RNA from Solanum dulcamara, 1529 nucleotides. RefSeq lists its product as uncharacterized. Gene Ontology annotation, cellular component: mitochondrion. The transcript has 2 exons. The record is from RefSeq and is a predicted model, not a curated record. The coding region runs from base 766 to 1125 and encodes 119 amino acids. Lineage: Eukaryota; Viridiplantae; Streptophyta; Magnoliopsida; Solanales; Solanaceae.